Messenger RNA from Vigna umbellata (rice bean), 1753 nucleotides. Lineage: Eukaryota; Viridiplantae; Streptophyta; Magnoliopsida; Fabales; Fabaceae. The record is from RefSeq and is a predicted model, not a curated record.
GUUGUUAAGAUAUAGAUAUAGAUUAUAGGCAGAUAGCUCCACAAACAAUGCCGAACACCAAACACGCCCCAACAACAACAACACUCUGCUCCACUUCACUGAUAAUCGGGAAUGCGAAGCUUCUUAACACCACCACCUCUUCCUCCAAACGAUGUCGUUUGACUCCAACUCCAAAACCAACCCUAGUUUCUCUCCUCAGCCACCGUUAAAUCCCUGGCUCAACUCCUCCGCCGCCGCCGCCGCCGCAGCAGCAGCAGCUGAACCACUCAACCCUAUGGUCCUCGCCAUGCACCUUUCCGACCCCAAAUCCAAAACCCUAAUCCCCAAUUCCACGCUGAUACUAAUGGACCGAACCCUGCUGCUCUCCGACGAGAUUCUCAUCAGAAUCUUCCAGAAGCUUCCAGAUUUGCAGCGAAACUCGAAUUCUCUCGUCUGCAAGCGCUGGAUGAACCUUCAGGGUCGGUUGGUCCGAACCUUGCGGGUCCUUGACUGGAACUUCGUGCUCUCGGGUCGGUUAACCCACCGCUUCCCGAACCUGAACCACGUCGAUUUGGUUCCGGGUUCGUUCGCUUCACCGCAAGACUUAGCCAACAUUGUAGUGAGUCACAAGCUGGUUUCGCUGCGCGUGGAUUCCACGUGGAAGGUGGAAAAUCUGUUACCUAGUGAGGCCGUUGACGCGGGUCUCAGAUCGCUCUCGGGCGGCUGCCCCAAUCUACGGAAGCUCGAGGUCGCCGGUGCCAGCGAGGCCGGGAUUUCGACUGUUGGUUCUGAGUGCACCACGCUGCAGGAGCUCGAGCUGCAGCGGUGCGACGACGCCGUCUUGCGCGGCGUUGCGGCGUGUCGGAAUUUGCAGAUUUUGAAAUUGGUUGGGAGUUUGAAAGGGUUCUAUGAUUCCGUGGUUUCGGAUAUUGGGUUCACGAUUCUGGCGCAGGGGUGUAGGAGGCUGGUGAAGUUGGAGCUUGUUGGGUGUGAGGGGAGUUUCGAUGGGGUUAAGGCGAUUGGGCAGUGCUGUAUGAUGUUGGAGGAGUUGGUGAUUGUUGAUCAUAGGAUGGAUGAUGGUUGGCUCGCGGGGCUUUCGUUUUGCGAAAAUUUGAAGACUUUGAGGAUUCAGUCGUGUAAAGUGAUUGAUAGAAGCCCUGGAUUGGAGGAGCAUUUGGGGUGCUGUGAGGCCCUUGAAAGGUUGCAUUUGCAGCAGUGCCAGUUAAGGGAUAGGAAUGGCGUGGGAGCGUUGUUUUCGGUGUGUAGGAAUGCUAGGGACAUUGUUCUUCAGGAUUGCUGGGGGUUGGAUAAUAGCACCUUGAGUUUGGCUAUUGUUUGCAGGUAAUGUAUUAAAUUGGGGAUCUUUUUUUAUCUUUUCAACUUGGAUGCAGUUAGUUAGGUUUUCAAUUCUUUUCAAUUACAAUUUCAGUUUCAUUUCGGUAAUUAGUGUACUGAUGUUUGCAUUAAAUGCUAACAUGUGUAACUGAAGUGGAAUUAUGAUUCUGAUCGGAGAACUAUGUGAAAAACACUUCAGAAACUGGAUCUAAGUUUUGUCCUUUUUUUUUCUCAGGUUAAUUUUUACUUUGAAUUUGAAUUUGUAAAUGUGCAAAUGGAUUUGGCCCGUGGUAAAAUUGGGUUUGCCUUUUUUUAAUAAAAGGAAAAAAAAUUGUAAUAUGAGAAAACAAAGACAGGAAUCAGGAUUUAAUUAAAAUGCAUUGAGCAGUGUAAAGAGUUCUUGUUCUGCAAAUGGGUUGCCAGUAUUAGGAAGGAUGUU